This is a messenger RNA of Phytomonas sp. EM1, 1278 nucleotides long. NCBI's taxonomy places the organism in Eukaryota, Euglenozoa, Kinetoplastea, Trypanosomatida, Trypanosomatidae. The record is from the annotation of a GenBank genome assembly.
AUGAGCCGCUUGGCCUUCAACACGCCUCUGUGGACGGUAGCCGACGUGCUACAAUACCUCAAAAGUCAUUGGGAGGAACACAUGGGUGAUGACCUUCUUAGUGGUGGUUCUCCCACUGAGGCUAUGGGGUGCUUACAGACGCACUGCCUAGGUCUGGGUUCUCUCCCUGUGCGAGCCUUGCUGCCGGAGCAUCACCGUAUUCAGUUUUCCAUCCGCGGGUGGCGUUUUGAAAUGCCACAAAGGAUUGCUCUUAGCCAUUUUCUUGUCUUCUUUCUAUUCUUCUGGCUUCCCUUGCAAAAGGAGGGAGUGCCGGACGCUGACGGGCAGCCCGGCGGUACGGGCAAUGCAGGGGGCACUUCAUUCUCACUGGGGGAGGGGGUAGCGAGCAUGGGUGGCUCGGUCGUGCAGCUCGUGGGCUCAGACGGGGGUGGCCCAUCGCCUCCCCAAUCGUUGAGCGCAGAGCAGCUCACGAGAGUGCUGACGCGGCACUAUCAAGAGGUGGUCUGGCCAUGCCUAGUGAAAAUCAUGACACUGCUUUGCCGUAACGGCUGGGGGGGGGAUGUCAGGGAUCUGAAGGACAGCCACGGCAGCACCGUGCCAAAGUCCACCCCGGAAAACGUGGAGCCGCUAUUGCCGAUUCCGAUGGCCGAGGUCGUAUCAUGGGAUGGUGCCACGCGGCAGUGGCGUUUUGGAUUUCUGAACCGGUUGCCCGACGACGUCGAAAAGACUGAGCGGGAGCGGCUGAACCUGUACAGAGGGUGCAAGGGCAGCUCUUAUGUGGGCGACGGUAGUGACAAGGCUGGUGCUGGUGACGCGUUGGCGGGCGUGAGCCCGAACGAGAAUCCUUUGUUGCUACUCCAGCCCCACUAUGUGGGUUCUAUUCUAGUGUAUGUUCGGCGGCUGAGCGAAGCCUUGGUGAGGCCUGCCAGUGACGAGGCAAGCGGGUGGCCUGUGCUGGCCAUCCGAUGGGCCGAGUUAAAUUACGAUCAGCAGCUGUGCGUGUCGCAGGUGGUGCGAGCGCUUGGGGUGGUACCCCUCAUCAUGACACACAGCGCACCCAUCGCACCGAUCACGACGUCCCAAUACAUGUUGGGAAACGCGAGGGCAUCCUUUGGCAGUGGGGGCGAGUGCGGCGCCGGCCCACCGCGUGAACAGGGCUCGGUAUCUCGUCCGGCAACAGGUAGUGAGACUUUCGUGGGAUGUGGGGAGGAUUGGAUACGCCAAGGGUGCGUUAAGUGCGGUAUUUCUGGGCAUUCUACAGUCGAAUGCCCUUACUAA